Molecule: messenger RNA, 1591 nt
Organism: Caenorhabditis elegans
Lineage: Eukaryota; Metazoa; Nematoda; Chromadorea; Rhabditida; Rhabditidae
Gene: cyp-33A1
Product: CYtochrome P450 family
Exons: 5
Coding region: 27-1505 (492 amino acids)
Source: RefSeq, marked reviewed
UUUUCGUUCGGAUUUUCUUGUUUAAAAUGAUUUUCUUUCUACUUUUGACCGCAUUUGUGUUAUACUUGUUCAAUGAAUUUUAUUGGAAGCGACGAGGAUUGCCACCAGGUCCCAUUCCACUUCCCAUUAUCGGAAAUAUGAUUGAACUUUUCUCCUAUCCUCCACCAACCGCGGCAUACGACGCAUGGACCAAGAAAUUUGGCAAGAUAUACACAGUUUGGAUGGGAACUGACCCAGCUGUCAUAAUAACUGGAUACAAAGAGCUCAAGGACACUUUUGUUAAUGAUGGACACAGCUACUUAGACAAAAUGAUUUACUCAAAGUUGAAUACAUCGCUUCGUGGAGGAGACUAUGGAGUUAUUGACACUAAUGGGAACACGUGGAAAGAGCACCGAAAAUUUGCGUUGCAUACUUUGAGGGAUUUCGGUAUGGGGAAGGAAGCUAUGGAAGCAUCGAUUCAGUUAGAAGUUGACAAAAUUGAUGAAGAGCUGAAGAAGGUGGAAGGAAAGGAAGUUAAUAUUCAGGAACAUUUCGACUUGGCAAUUGGCAACAUAAUCAACCAGUUCCUCUUUGGAAACCGAUUCAAAGAUUCCUCAAAAUUCAAUGAGCUUAAGAAACUACUGGACCUUUUCUUUGAAGUUCAAGGUAGUCUUCGUGUCUACUUCGCGUAUACAGUCGAUUUUUUGCCUCAAUGGAUGGUCGAGCUUCUCACUCCUGAUGUCAGCCGAGUGCGUGAUGGAAUCUACCAAUUCUUCGAUGAACAAAUCGAAGAACACCGACAGGAAAUUGAUUUUGAAACUUCUGAUAGCAAGGAUUACGUAGAAACUUUUAUGAAAGAGCAAAAGAAACGAGAAGCCGAAGGAGAUUUUGCGUCAUUUUCGAAUGAGCAGUUGAAGAAUAUGUGUUUCGAUAUGUGGGUUGCCGGGAUGCACACAACUACAAAUACAAUGGGAUUCCUCACUGCUUUUGCACUUAAUAAUAUGGAUGCUCAGAGGAAAAUGCAGAAGGAAUUGACAGAAGUAAUUGGAGACCGAGUGGUUACAAUGAAGGAUAAAUUGAACUUACCAUACACAAAUGCAUUUAUUAAUGAAGCUCAACGAUGUGCCAAUCUAGUCCCAAUGAAUCUCCCACAUGCUGUUACUCGUGAUGUUCAACUCCUUGGGUGUACAAUUCCAAAGGGAACAACAGUCAUUCACCAAAUCAGCAGUGUUAUGUCAGACCCAGAAAUAUUCGAAGAACCCGAAAGAUUUGUGCCUGAAAGAUAUCUGGAUGAGAGUGGAAAUCUGAAAAAAAUCGAAGAACUUGUCCCAUUCUCAAUUGGGAAACGGGUAUGUCUUGGAGAAGGACUUGCUCGAAUGGAAUUGUUCCUGUUCACUGCAAAUUCUUUCAAUCGAUACGAGUUUAACUGUGGAUCCAAUGGAGUUCCAUCACUGGAGAGAACUUUUGCUUUCAUCGCAAAAGCUCAAGAUUACACAUGUCAGGUCAAGCCAAGAUACUCAAGCUAAAGUUUCAGACUGUUUUUAAUUUUUGCUUUGUGAUAUUUGUUUGUUCAAACUGAGAUCUUUAAAUGAAAAAUGAAGCUUUAAAAGUU